This is a messenger RNA of Ectocarpus sp. CCAP 1310/34, 1725 nucleotides long. The record is from the annotation of a GenBank genome assembly. Lineage: Eukaryota; Phaeophyceae; Ectocarpales; Ectocarpaceae.
UCAUCGACGUCAACGGUCAACCGUCACACCGUCGUGAAUUCUGUAGCCCCCCACACACGUUACUUCUGUCCAGCCAAAAGUCCAGGAAUCAACUUAACAGCACCAUGAAAACUUCUUGCGCGGUAGCUUUGGCAUCGGUGGCAACAGCCUCCGGGUUCAUGGUGCCGGUCGCCACACCUGCGCGAUCGAGGACUUCGUUGGCGUCUGGCUCCUCCCAGUUCGAUGAGAUCCUUCAGACACCAGAGGCGCAGGAGCCGCCGCUGCCGAUCGAGCUCACGGGCCCCCAGUACGUGAAGACGCUGGCCGGCGCUAGCGCACCGUUCCCGUACUUCGACCCCCUCGCGAUCUCGUCCAAGUUCCGCGCGAUCGACGUGAAGAAGUUCCGCGAGAGCGAGAUCAAGCACGCGCGAGUGGCGAUGCUAGCCUUCUUGGGGAUGUUCGUGCAGGAGCUGACCCACCCCCUCUUCGAGAACGGCGGGAAGGACAUCGGCCCGGCCAUCGUCCACUUCCAGGCGGUCACAAACUACUUCCCGUUGAUGCCCGCGCUCUUGCUGGUCAUCGUCGGGAUCUUCGAGGGGAACAACAUAUACGUGGGGUGGGUGAAGCAGCCGUUGAAGCUGGGUGUGGCCGACCUGAAGGACGACUACGAGCCAGGAAGCUUCGGUUUCGACCCCCUCGGCCUCUACCCCAAGGAUGAAGCUGGCAAGAAGGCCAUGAUGACGAAGGAGCUCAACAACGGCCGCCUGGCCAUGCUCGCAACCAUCGGCGUUUGGGCGCAGGAGCUUGUCGACGGCAAGACUAUCCUUGGGCACUUUUCCGGCUGAAUUGUCGAUUUUAAUAGGACUCCGAUUGUGCGGUCUUCCUGGCUCGAUCCGCGGUGCUCAGUUGGAUAGAGUGCGAGGGCGGGGCUGGGAUGCGGAUAUUCCUUCAAGUUCUUGAAUAUCUGGCGAUGUCUCUAGAUAUCCAUAUCCAACGAAAACUCAAAUUGUCCAUAGCGCUCAUACAAAGCUCAUAAACUCGUUGCUGAUGCGUCGAUGUCGAUCCCGCCUCAAACAGUAGUUGAUCUUGACCAGACCUUCGCAUCACCUUGUGGUGCGCUGUGCCACAAGGUCUCCUGUAGCUAUGAAUGGGGUUUCGGUAGCAUGUCCAUGUCUGACCCCGUGUUAUGCCGACGCUGUUGUUGUUGUGUAUGCGGAGGGAGCGCGCUGCACAUGCGUAGCAAACGGUUGGCUACCCAGUAGAAGCAGCAGGAAGAUUGCUGGUCGGUGGGGUAUGACCUAGAGAUCGUCGUCUCCGAGGAAUCAAUCGUUCGAGAUAUUUUAUGUAGAACGCCUGAGCGCAGACAGAGGAACAGGGAAGGCAAGGGAAACGCUUUUAUCUUGUGUCUGCGGGAGUGUGCGCCGGAGCUGGCGGCCCCGUGGUUGACCAACAAUGCUUAGAAGCAUGGAGACUCGUUUUAAAGGUUGCUCUCAUGCUCUGUCGUUCUCGUGAAAUGGUUUGUGUUUCGGCGACGAGCGAUAGACUUCCCAAUCGAUGACCUGAUUUCCUCCUGGAAACAACUCAGACAAAUCUACCAUGUAUUUCCAACGUCCGUUUACUUGCUCGCAUCGGUUGACAAGAACGAGAAAACACCGGAGAUGUUCUAUGAUGAGCCAACCUGAGGUUGCGUGGCGUGGACGUGGUAGGUUUAGGGUGACCACAGAGCAAACCGCAACGCAGAUGAUC